Messenger RNA from Oncorhynchus mykiss (rainbow trout), 9423 nucleotides. NCBI's taxonomy places the organism in Eukaryota, Metazoa, Chordata, Actinopteri, Salmoniformes, Salmonidae. The record is from RefSeq and is a predicted model, not a curated record.
AGACCUGCAGUAGAGUAGUACCCAGGUUAUAUUUUUAUGGAGAUCCCUCCCUCGUUGCCGCCCAUUGCCAUCACAACUCUCUCUCUCACCGAAGUGUAGGCUACCCUCCUAACUAGAGAGCGUAAUGCGCCUGCUCAGCAGUUUACACCGAUUGACAGAAGACAAAUCCAAGCAUCAGCGAGCGACGUGACACGGAGCUCCAUAUGCAAUAUUGUGACAAAAAAAAUCUGAAAGAAAUGGUGAUUAUCUUGAGCCACUGUAGAUAAAACCUGGAGUGAAUAAGAUUUCCAUUGAAGAAGCUAACCAAGGGUUGCCGUUUUGAAGACAGUGAUAUUUUCAUUCGUGGAAAUGGAAUUGGUAUGAGUUUUUGAGUGCAGUAUUUGUAAGCAGACGGAGUGCAGAGAAGAGUGAAUUCAAGCAACAGUAGAGCUGGAAUGUCCUGAGUCAGUCCCCCGGUCCAGAGAACAACUCCCAGCAUCAGCCAGUGCUGAUGGGACCUGCUUCUCCACGAUGAGUCUUCAAGAUGGCAGCUGCGUCUAUGCUAGCGACAAUUUGGCGGCUAACACGGCCAGCGGCAGCAUGCGGCGGCGCCUGGAAGACCAGGAGUUCACCCUGCGCGUCUACCCGGGCGCCCUGGCCGAGGGCACCAUCUACUGCCCCGUGGGCGCCCGCAAGAGCACCACUGCUGCCGAGGCCAUUGAGCGCCUGCUGGAGUGUCUGAGCCUGGACCGUACCAAAUGCUACGUGCUAGCCGAGGUGAAGGAGUUCGGCGGGGAGGAGUGGAUCCUCAACCCCAGUGACUGCCCAGUCCAGCGGAUGAUGCUGUGGCCCCGCAACGCCCUAGAGAAUCGCUGUGGCCUGGGCAGUGGGGAGGACUACCGUUUCCUUCUCAGAGAGAAGAACCUGGACGGCUCCAUCCAUUAUGGAGGCAGUCUCCAGAUGUGGCUGCGCGUGACCGAGGAGCGCCGCCGCAUGGUGGAACGGGGUUUUCUGCCCCAGCCCGCAGGGGGCGAGCACCCGGCCGACCUGUGCGCUCUCCCUGAGCUGACGGAGCACGCCCUGCUGGAGAGCCUCCGCUCGCGCUUCCGGCAGGAGAAGAUCUACACCUACGUCGGCUCCAUCCUCAUCGUCAUCAACCCCUUCCAGUUCCUACCCAUCUACAACCCUAAGUACGUCAAGAUGUACGACAACCACGCUCUGGGAGACCUGGAGCCGCACAUCUACGCCGUGGCGGAUGUGGCUUACCACGCCAUGCUGCAGCGACGGAGGAACCAGUGCAUCGUCAUCUCUGGAGAGAGCGGCUCAGGAAAGACCCAGAGCACCAACUUCCUGAUUCAUCACCUGACCGCCCUCAGCCAGAAGGGAUUCGCCAGUGGGGUGGAGCAGAUCAUCCUGGGGGCGGGGCCUGUGUUAGAGGCAUUUGGGAACGCCAAGACGGCUCACAACGACAACUCCAGCCGUUUUGGGAAGUUCAUCCAGGUCAACUACCAGGAGAGUGGCACCGUCCGAGGAGCGUAUGUGGAGAAGUACCUACUGGAGAAGUCACGCCUGGUCUACCAGGAGCACAAUGAAAGGAACUACCAUGUGUUCUACUACCUUUUGGCUGGAGCCACUGAGGAGGAGAGGAAGGCCUUCCACCUGCUCAAACCGGAGGAUUACCACUACCUCAACCAGCAGGACUGCUUAACAGUGGAAGGGGAGGACCUGAAGCACGACUUUGAGAGACUGCAACUGGCCAUGGACAUGGUGGGGUUCCUGCCUGCCACACGCAAACAGAUCUUCUCUCUGCUGUCUGCUAUCCUCUACCUGGGCAACAUCCUCUACAAGAAGAAGACCUACAGAGAUGACUCCAUAGACAUCUGUAACCCAGAUGUGCUGCCUACCAUCUCAGAGCUGCUCCAGGUGAAGGAGGAGAUGCUGUUCGAGGCUCUGACCACCAGGAAGACGGUGACUGUGGGAGAGAGGCUGAUCGUUCCGUACAAACUGGCCGAGGCUGGUACCGUUCGGGACUCCAUGGCCAAAUCCCUGUACAGCGCCCUGUUUGACUGGAUCGUGUUCCGGACCAACCAUGCUCUGCUCAACAACAAAGACCUGGAGCACAGUGCCAAGAUUCUUUCAAUUGGAGUGCUGGACAUCUUUGGCUUUGAAGACUACGAGAACAACAGCUUUGAGCAGUUCUGUAUCAACUUGGCCAACGAGAGGCUCCAUCACUACUUCAACCAGCACCUCUUCAAACUCGAACAGGAGGAGUACAGGGCCGAGAGCAUCAGCUGGCACAACAUCGACUACAUCGACAACACAGGCUGCAUCAACCUCAUCAGCAAGAAGCCCACCGCGCUGCUCCACCUGCUGGACGAAGAGUGCAAUUUCCCCCAGGCCUCGAACCAGACCCUGCUGGACAAGUUCAAACGGCAGCAUGAGGGGAACAGCUACAUCGAGUUCCCCGCCGUCAUGGAGCCCGCCUUCAUUAUCUGCCACUACGCCGGCAAAGUCAAGUACGGCAUCAAGGACUUCAGGGAGAAGAACACUGAUCACAUGCGUCCGGACAUCGUGGCCCUGUUGAAGAGCAGUAAGAACACCUUCAUCUGUGGCCUGAUGGGCAUCGACCCGGUGGCCACCUUCCGCUGGGCCGUCCUCAGAACCUAUUUCAGAGCCAUGGUAGCCUUCAGGGAGGCUGGGAAGAGACACGCCGACAAGAAGACUGUGAAUGAUGCUGCUGUACCGUGUGUUGUCAAGAGCGUGGACAGCUUCAGCUUCCUCCACCACCCUGUGCACCAGAGGAGCCUUGAGAUCCUGCAGAGAUGCAAAGAUGAGAAAUACAAUAUCACUCGAAAGAAUCCCCGGACGCCCUUGUCAGACCUCCAGGGCAGCAACACACUGAAGGAAAAGCCCACCAGGGAUGGUUAUGGCGUGGGCUGUAACGGGCGUCGCUCCAGACAGGGUGGUCUGUCCUCCUCUGGCACAGAGUUUGAUGAUGGCAUCUUCUUCAACUCUACUAGCAGCAAGCUGCUGGAGAGGGCACAGAGCAUCCUCAUGCGGAACAAAAACUACAAGUCCAAGCCCAGCUUACCGAAGCACCUGUUGGACGUGAAGUCUCUGAGGUACCUGAGCAGCGUGACCCUCCACGACCGCAUCACUAAGUCCCUCCUCCUCCUGCACAAGAAGAAGAAAACCCCCAGCAUCAGCGCUCAGUUCCAGGCCUCUCUCAACAAGCUGAUGGAGACCUUGGGUCAGUCGGAGCCCUACUUUGUCAAGUGUGUCCGCUCCAAUGCAGAGAAGCUCCCCCUGCGUUUCAAUGAUGGCCUUGUGCUCAGGCAGCUGAGGUACACAGGCAUGUUGGAGACCGUCCGCAUCCGCCAAUCAGGAUACGCCAUCAAAUACACCUUCCAGGACUUUGUGCGUCACUUUCGUGUGCUCUUACCAGACAUCACUAGACCAACCAAGUCUGGCAUCAGGGAGUUCUUUCGUCAAGUUCAUCUAGCACCCGCUGGGUAUCAAGUGGGCAACACAAUGGUGUUCCUGCGGGAUGCGGAGCGUCAGUGGCUGCAGGCUCUGCUCCACAAGGAGGUGUUAGGGCGCAUCGUCACGCUGCAGCGCCGCUUCCGAGCCCGGCUGGAGAGGAAACACUUCAUCAACAUGAGACAGGCCGCUGAUGUCAUCCAGCGAUGGUGGAGGGGCUGCCUGCUCAGACAGUUGGAGGCUGCAGUGGACCCAGCCGUCCAGGAGGAGGCAGCAGAGGACCCAGCCGUCCAGGAGGAGGCAGCAGUGGACCCAGCCGUCCUGGAGGCGGCAGCAGUGGACCCAGCCGUCCAGGAGGCGGCAGCAGUGGACCCAGCCGUCCAGGAGGAGGCAGCAGAGGACCCAGCCGUCCAGGAGGAGGCAGCAGAGGACCCAGCCGUCCAGGAGGAGGCAGCAGAGGACCCAGCCGUCCAGGAGGAGGCAGCAGAGGACCCAGCCGUCCAGGAGGAGGCAGCAGAGGACCCAGCCGUCCAGGAGGAGGCAGCAGUGGACCCAGCCGUCCAGGAGGAGGCAGCAGAGGACCCAGCCGUCCAGGAGGAGGCAGCAGAGGACCCAGCCGUCCAGGAGGAGGCAGCAGAGGACCCAGUCGUCCAGGAGGAGGCAGCAGAGGACCCAGCCGUCCAGGAGGAGGCAGCAGAGGACCCAGCCGUCCAGGAGGAGGCAGCAGUGAACCCAGCCAUCCAGGCGGAGGCAGCAGUGGACCCAGUCGUCCAGGAGAAGGCAGCAGUGUGCCUGCAGGCAUCGUGGAGGGGCUACAGGCAGUGCAGGCAGUUCCUGCAGUGGCGGGACUCUGCCCUGAUAAUACAGAGGCGCUGGAGAAACUGCAUCCAGCACAGGGCUCUGGCGGCCAUUACGGUGCAGACAGCCUGGCGCGUCCACAGAGAGAGAGCCCACCACCGUAGCACACGUGGUGCAGUUAUGCUGCUACAGGCAGCCUGCAGGGGCUUCAUGGCACGCCUGAGGUUCACAGAACUAAAAGAGCAGAGUCAGCAGGAAAAGCAGUUGCUCAAUGGACAAAGUAGCCCCACCACAGAAGAAGAGAAGGCAGAUAGGACCAUGGGCCUGGAUAUGGACAUCUCGGAGGACCAUGUCGUCGAGAUCACCCACCAUCAUGGCAUCCAAGAUGUCUCCACGGUCUGGCCUACUGAAGACUCUAAUGAAUCUAGGUGGAAGUGUUUGUUGGAAGAGGAAGAGGAUAGAGAGAGCGAGAGAAGACCGUGUAUAGAGGAGUCCAGCAGACAGAGUAUAGAGCCCAGCAGCCACAAGACACGGGCCAAGAGACAGAAUCGGCGUAUGAGGGAGCUGGAGCAGACCCAGUUCAGCCUGGAGCUACUCAAGGUGCGGACCCACAGAACGGGAGGGACUCUGCCAGAAGAGGAGACCCAUGUACCCCCGUGUCCGGACAACAUCUCCUGUCCCCUGGACGACCACCAACACCACCGGCCCUCCUCCCCUGGUAGCCACGGGAGCACCUCCAUAGACGUCGAGGUGGAGGCGGGAGGGCCUGGUUACCCCGGUUGCCAUGUUAACCAGUCAGCGCCGCUCCGGACUUCUUCCCAAGAGGAUUCGGUCAGACCAGGGCCUCCCAUUCACACCCCCACAGAGUCCCAGUCCCAGGAGCACCCGGAGGUGGUAAAACAGAAUGAUCUGAGCCCCGGGACAGAGGAGCUACCGCCCAUGCUACUGCCCCCUAUCAAGGAGAUGGUAAAACAGAAUGAUCUGAGCCCCGGGACAGAGGAGCUACCGCCCCCUAUCAAGGAGGUGGUGACGGAGGCUACACAAUCCACCAUCUACAUCCCCCCUGAGGACCACAGCAGUGAGCUCAAGCCUAAGCAACAGAGCCCCAACAAGCGUGUGAAGGAGAGGAGAGAGUCCUCCUCUCGAGGGCCCGUGGUGGUUGUCAUCAGUAUGCAGAAGGAGACCCUGCUGGACGAAGGGGAACUGCGGGCGACAAAAGCCCAGGAGAGUGCACUCCAGAUGGGUGUAACCCCUGCAACAUUCUCCCCUACACCCAUCGCUGGCCUGGAAGUAUCAGAGAAGGCCCAGCCGCCUAGGACUGUUACCAAACCUCCGAGAGACUUAGCUGGGGUCGACAUGUCUAGCUUGGUGCCCUCCUCCAACUCCAGCCAUGGCCUUUGUCCUUCCGAGGUAGAUAUCCAGAUAGUUCUGGAGCCCAAGGCCCCCACUGGUGAAGUCCCUCCCAGCCAGCAGGAGAGGAAGGCGGGCAGGCCAGCGCAGGACAACUGGGUCUCCACCGACAGGAUCCUGGAGAGCAGGGAAGCAGCCUUGGCACCACAGAAGAAGACUCCGACCAAGACCAUCAUUGUCAAUAUGACUGAGAAGCCACCCUCCAACGUCACGUUCUCACCCCGACGCAAGCUCCCCUUCUCCAAGUCUGAUAAGGACCUGGUGAACAAGGAGUGGUCGUUGGUCUCUGUCUCUAGAGGCACCACUGGACGGACGGCCAUAGAGGCUGCUCACAAGGAAGUGCAGAAGAGCAUCCAUAAGACCAUGUCUUCAGGGGACCUGGGAAAGGUAGCAACGCUUAGGAAGACAUCCAGUCAGGAUGGAAGCAGAGUACGAGGGAAGAUACGGUUCUGGGGCAAGACCAAGCAUGCAGAGAAGAAGCUGUCUAGAGACAAGCAGCAGUCCACACAGAGAGACUGCACUGACAAGAUAGACGGAACAACGUCUCCCCCCCACAGUCCCAACCUGAUGGGGACCAGGGGACGGGAGACCAAGGAGAACAAGGAGCCCUCUCCCAAAGUGAGGCGGAGGCGCAGCGUCAAGAUCAGCAGCGUGGUCCUAGAGCCCGCCCAGUGGGGGAACGACGCGCUGCACAUCCUCACCAGCACCCACGACUACAGGAGCAUGAACGACUUCCUCAUGAAGAAGAUCAGUGACCUGGACUCGGAGGACUGUCAGAAGGACACCUUGGUGGACGUGGUCUUCAAGAAAGCUCUGAAGGAGUUCCGCCUCAACAUCUUCAACUCCUACUCCACCGCCCUGGCUAUGGAUGACGGUAAGAGUAUCCGUUAUAAGGACCUGUACGCCCUGUUUGAACACAUCCUGGAGAAGAGCAUGCGGCUGGAACAGAGGGACUGGAGCGAGUCGCCCGUCAAGGUCUGGGUCAACACCUUCAAGGUCUUCCUGGAUGAGUUCAUGACCGAGUACAAGCCCAUGGACGGCACCAUCAUCAAGGCCUCCAAACCAGAACGUAAGAAGAGGAGGAAAAAGGAACCUGACAUUGUUGAGGAGCACAACGGCCACAUCUUCAAGUCCACCCAGUACAGUAUCCCCACCUACUGCGAAUACUGCUCCUCUCUCAUCUGGAUGAUGGACAGGGCCUGCGUCUGCAAACUGUGUCGGUACGCCUGCCAUAGAAAGUGCUGCUCCAGGAUGACCACCAAAUGUAGCAAAAAGUACGACCUGGAGCUGUCGUCCAGGCAGUUUGGCGUGGAGGUGUCUCGUCUGACCAGCGAGGAGAGGACCGUGCCCCUGGUGGUGGAGAAGCUCAUCAACUACAUCGAGAUGCACGGCCUCUACACGGAGGGCAUCUUCAGGAAGUCUGGCUCCACCAAUAAGAUCAAAGAGCUGCGGCAGGGGCUGGACACAGAUGUGAGCAGCAUGAACCUGGACGACUACAACAUCCACGUCAUCGCCGGCGUGCUCAAACAAUGGCUCCGUGACCUGCCCAACCCUCUGAUGACCUUUGAACUGUACGAGGAGUUCCUCCGGGCAAUGGGCCAGCCAGACCAGAAGGAGGUAAUCCGAGGGGUGUACUCUGUGAUCGACCUGCUCAGCAGAACCCACCUGAGUACCCUGGAGCGCCUCAUCUUCCACCUGGUCAGGAUCGCCCUUCAGGAAGACACCAACCGUAUGUCGGCCAAUGCCCUAGCCAUCGUGUUCGCCCCCUGCAUCCUCCGCUGCCCCGACACCAUCGACCCCCUGCAGAGUGUCCAGGACAUCGGCAAGACCACCGCGUGUGUGGAGCUGAUCAUCGGAGAACAGAUGAAUAAGUACAGUGCCAGACUGAAGGACAUCAACAGUCUGGAGUUUGCUGAGAACAAGGCCAAGAGCAGACUGACACACAUCAGGAAGUCCAUGAAACCUGUACUAAUCGCUGUUAAGUUUAUUGGCAUAACCCGCACGACCACUCCGGGCAAAGGUCGUCUGCGAAGGGGUAGCAGCCACCACACGCCCUCCCCGCCCCUCAGCCCCAGAGUGCUCCCGGUGGUGGACGGGGAGAGUGCAGAGGAGGAGAGGGCAGAGCCGGGGCUGACAGAACAGCAGCAGGCCACCAUGCAGCAGGAAGAGAGGGUCCUCACGGAGCAGAUUGAGGGCCUGCAGAGAGAGAAGGAGGAGUUAACGUAUGAGAUGUUGAUCUUGGAGCCGCGGGCGUCUGAUGACGAGACUCUGGAGUCGGAAGCCUCGAUAGGAACAGCAGACAGCUCUGAGAAACUCAACAUGGACCCUGAAGGAGCCGCCUUCAACCCCUCUGGCACCUAUCACUCCCGGAAGUCUGAAGCCAAGAGCCGCCGCUGCCUCCGGAGACAACCCGACUCGGUUGACUCCACCUCCUCCUCCUCCUCCUCCAUUAUACCUCAAUCCCCCAACUACCGCUUCCGCUCCUCCUCCUCCGGCCCCCUACUCUCCUCCUGCUCCUUGGGCCUAGGAGCCCCCUUAGUGGAGUCCGAGGGGGACCCGAGUGGCACUGUGGGGGUGAAGAGUCGCCACCGGCUCAGGUUGAGUAGAAGCUCGCCGCGUGAGGCCCCUGAGGGCCACAGGAGGGAAUCAGACUUCAGCUCACUGCCCCAACAGCUGGUUCUGUAUGGCAGUAACGAGUUUAUGGUAUGAGGGAGAGUUGCAGUGGAGACAAGACAUCUGAACCGCCUUCCAUCCUCCAUGCCAAUAGUGUGUAUGGGGGGAAAGAGGGAGGGAGGAAGUGAAACAGGGCUGAGAUGGGUCAUGUGGGCAUCCAUCUCUCACUGCUGUCCUUCUCUAGCUCUGCCCAUCUCUAUCCUCCUUCUCAGUGUCCGGAGGAACGCCACCCUUCCCAUGAUGCAGUUGGGUGCCGUCCUCUCGGCGUGAGAAGUGAAAGGUGAUGAAGAAACAAAGAGAGAUGGAAUGAUGAAUGGAUAAAAGAAGGAGGAAGCCUCAGAACUGAGAUGGAGGACUGGCAGGAGGCUGUAAAGGAAUAAAACAGCGACUAAACGCCAGAAAGCAAGUGAGUGAGGAAAGGAUGAGGGUAGCCGCCUUAACUCACCUGACCUUUGACUUCCAAGCGCCUCGACCCCUGCUGGAGCCUCGGGGGGGGGGGGGGGCACUGGGGGGCUGGAGAUAAGAAAAGAGAGAAGCAAGUAGACAGCGCCUUCUUUUGAACGCAGGUCUACGGUGGCUUGAGCCAGAGUCACUGACUGAGAGGACUAUCGGCCAUUUUGAUACGAGCCACUCAGCUACUUUCCGACCAUUUUGAUGCGAGCCACUCAGCUACUCUCCGGGCCAUUUUGAUACGAGCCACUCAGCUACUCUCCGGCCAUUUUGAUACGAGCCACUCAGCUACUCUCCGGCCAUUUUGAUACAAGCUACUCAGCUACUCUCCGGCCAUUUUGAUACAAGCUACUCAGCUACUCUCCGGGCCAUUUUGAUACAAGCCAUUCAGCUACUCUCCGGCCAUUUUGAUACAAGGUACUCAGCUACUCUCCGGGCCUUUUUGAUACAAGCCGUUCAGCUACUUUCGCGUCCACUUUCACGUUUACACAAUACAGCCUGUCCACGAGGUCGCAUGCUCCUUCAUUACACGUGUGUCCUAUGCCAGUUAAAGAGACUAUGGCGAUGAUGUGUUAUACAUAUGUAUUAUGUGACUUAAUUGUUAUGUUAUUAAAAAUAUAUAAAUGGAAGGAA